CGGGAUUCGAUGCGUGGGCAACGCUCUGCCAGAUCAUCUAUUACUCCAUUGGUCGUUCACAGCAACUUGCACCAAGCAGGUGAGAAUAUUCGACAAGGAGCUAAAAAUUCACACAUGCCCAGCCACUUGCCCACGCACAAGCCUUCCCCUUUGGGCCGCGCCACCAAUGACUCUCCCCGCGCCACAACUCUAGCCCCACCAAGACGCACAAUUAUCGCCAAAAUUUCCAAAGCACCACCAUCUCCAAUCCGACCUCGUGCUGGCCCAUAUUAUAUCCCCCCCUUCCCUGAUUAUUUCCUCAGCCUUCCAGCAUCAGGAUCACCGACAAAAUGAGACCCAUCCUUCUUGCCGGGCACGAGCGUGCUCUCACCCAGAUCAAAUACAACCUCGAUGGUGAUCUCAUCUUCUCCGUCGCAAAGGACCAGCAGAUCUGUGUCUGGUUUUCCCACAAUGGCGAGCGUCUAGGAACCUACCACGGCCACGUCGGUGCUAUCUGGACCGUCGACGUCGACCCUACCUCCACCAUGAUCGCCUCUGGCUCAGCCGACAACACCAUCCGCCUGUGGGAGGUCAAGACCGGCAAGUGCCUCAAGACUUGGGAGUUCCCCACCGCCGUCAAGCGUGUCGAGUUCAACGAGGACGGUACCAAACUGCUGGGCGUUACUGAGAAGCGUAUGGGCUACCUGAGCAACAUCGUCGUCAUCGACAUCAACCCGGACAUCAACGCCGAGCAGACCGACGAGAGGUCCCUGACCAUUGUUUGCGACGAGAGCAAGGCCACUGUUGCUGGCUGGAGCCAGGCCAGCCAGUACAUCAUCGCCGGCCACGAGGACGGCAGUGUCAGCCAGUACGAUGCCAAGACUGGCGAGCUGCUGGACAAGGUCACUGCCCACGAGCUGGACAAGCCCAUCGUCGACCUGCAGUGGUCACCCGACAGGACCUACUUCAUCACUGCUUGCCGAGACAAGACUGCCAAGCUUAUCUCUGCUCGCGACCUCGCCACCCUCAAGACCUACACGGCAGACACCCCUCUCAACAGCGCCACAAUCACCCCCAAGAAGGACUUCGUUAUUCUGGGAGGUGGUCAGGCCGCCAUGGAAGUCACCACCACCUCCGGCCGCCAGGGUCGAUUCGAGGCCAGAUUCUACCACAAGGUUUUCGAAGACGAGAUUGGUCGUGUCCGUGGUCACUUCGGUCCCCUCAACACUGUUGCUGCUGACCCCACUGGCCGAAGCUAUGCCUCUGGAGGAGAGGACGGUUAUGUCCGUGUCCACCACUUCGACAAGGGCUAUUUCGAUUUCAACUACGAGGUUGAGAGGGAGCGCAUGAACCGACUGGAGUAAACGGACGGACAGAAGAAAAUUACCUCUUGAAGGAAAGAAAGAAUCUUUUUUCAUCCUCUGUUUUCGUUUCAUUUUGGCCUAGAUAAACCAAAGAAGAAGGGAAGAAAUAUAGAGAGGGAAGGGGAAGGGGGAAAUGAAAAAGGGAAGACAGAAAUGAUCAGUCUGUGUUUUGAUUAUUGCGGACUGCUUGCUUGCUUGCUUGCAUGCGUUAAACAUAUUGUACGGCGUUUUGGGAGGGCGGAAAGGGAAACAAACAAAGUCUUCUUACUGGAAGGGAGAAGUGGGAUGCUUGAAUUCCCGUAUGUAAUCCUUACUAGGUGUCUCUUUGUUGCUGUAGAGAGAGGAUAAAGAGAGAAAGAAGAAGAGAAAAAAACAAGCUGUCAACGUCAAAAGCGAUAAAUUUGAUACAUGGAAAUGUGCAUAUCACCUAGAGCAUUGCAGUAUAGCUAUCCCCUAUCCCCUAUUCGAGAAGAUAUAAUACAUGCACGUGUUUUC
Messenger RNA from Trichoderma asperellum CBS 433.97, 1838 nucleotides. RefSeq names its product translation initiation factor eIF3 subunit (gene TIF34). Gene Ontology annotation, biological process: cytoplasmic translational initiation. NCBI's taxonomy places the organism in Eukaryota, Fungi, Ascomycota, Sordariomycetes, Hypocreales, Hypocreaceae. The record is from RefSeq and is a predicted model, not a curated record. Gene Ontology annotation, cellular component: cytoplasm; eukaryotic translation initiation factor 3 complex, eIF3m. Gene Ontology annotation, molecular function: RNA binding; protein binding; translation initiation factor activity.